GGGGGACGCCCCGUCGGCUGCGGGUUUCCUCCUGCAGACCUGCCCUCGCACAUGAAGCCGCUGCCCCCGCCGCAGGCGCCGGCGCCCCCCUCGCGGUGCCCGUGGUGAUGCCAUGCCCCGCCACCACGCGGGAGGAGAGGAGGGCGGUGCCGCCGGGCUCUGGGUGAGGAGCGGCGCGGCGGCAGCGGCGGCGGCGGCGGGUGGGGGGCGCCCGGGCAGCGGCAUGAAGGAUGUGGAGUCCGGCCGCGGCAGGGUGCUGCUGAACUCGGCGGCCGCCAGGGGCGACGGCCUGCUGCUGCUCGGCACCCGCGCGGCGGCGCUCGGCGGAGGCGGCGGCGGCUUGAGAGAGAGCCGCCGGGGCAAGCAGGGGGCCCGGAUGAGCCUGCUGGGGAAGCCGCUCUCCUACACCAGCAGCCAGAGCUGUCGGCGCAACGUCAAGUACCGGAGGGUGCAGAACUAUCUGUACAACGUGCUGGAGAGACCCCGCGGCUGGGCGUUCGUCUACCACGCGUUCGUUUUUCUCCUUGUGUUUGGUUGCUUGAUUUUGUCAGUGUUCUCUACCAUCCCUGAGCACACAAAAUUGGCUUCAAGUUGCCUCUUAAUUCUGGAGUUCGUGAUGAUCGUUGUCUUUGGCUUGGAGUUCAUCAUUCGAAUCUGGUCCGCAGGUUGCUGUUGUCGUUAUAGAGGAUGGCAAGGGAGACUGAGAUUUGCUCGAAAGCCUUUCUGUGUUAUAGAUACCAUUGUUCUCAUCGCUUCAAUAGCAGUUGUCUCUGCAAAAACUCAGGGUAAUAUUUUUGCCACGUCAGCACUCAGAAGUCUCCGGUUCCUACAGAUCCUGCGCAUGGUGCGUAUGGACAGAAGGGGAGGCACCUGGAAGUUGCUGGGCUCCGUGGUUUAUGCUCACAGCAAGGAAUUAAUCACAGCCUGGUACAUUGGAUUUCUGGUUCUUAUUUUUUCAUCUUUCCUUGUCUAUCUCGUGGAGAAAGAUGCCAAUAAAGAGUUUUCUACAUAUGCGGAUGCUCUCUGGUGGGGCACAAUUACACUGACAACCAUUGGCUAUGGAGACAAAACCCCCCUAACUUGGCUGGGAAGAUUGCUCUCUGCGGGCUUCGCACUCCUUGGUAUUUCUUUCUUUGCACUUCCUGCUGGAAUUCUUGGCUCAGGUUUUGCAUUAAAAGUACAGGAACAGCACCGCCAGAAGCAUUUUGAGAAAAGAAGGAAUCCAGCUGCCAACCUCAUCCAGUGUGUCUGGCGUAGUUAUGCAGCUGAUGAGAAAUCUGUUUCCAUUGCAACCUGGAAGCCACAUCUGAAGGCCUUGCACACCUGCAGCCCGACCAAGAAAGAACAAGGGGAGGCAUCAAGCAGUAAGUUCUGUAGUAAUAAGCAGAAGUUCUUCAGAAUGUACACCUCACGGAAGCAGAGCCAGAAGUUGAGCUUUAAGGAGCGAGUGCGCAUGGCUAGCCCAAGGGGCCAGAGCAUUAAGAGCAGACAAGCAUCAGUAGGUGACAGGAGAUCCCCGAGCACUGAUAUCACUGCCGAGGGCAGCCCCACCAAAGUCCAGAAGAGCUGGAGCUUCAACGACCGAACCCGCUUCAGACCCUCACUACGCCUCAAGAGUUCCCAGCCAAAGCCAGUGAUAGACGCUGACACAGCCCUGGGUAUUGAUGAUGUAUAUGAUGAGAAAGGAUGCCAGUGUGACGUGUCUGUGGAGGACCUCACCCCACCACUUAAAACUGUCAUCCGAGCGAUCAGAAUCAUGAAGUUUCAUGUUGCAAAGAGGAAGUUUAAGGAAACAUUACGCCCGUACGACGUAAAAGAUGUCAUUGAACAAUACUCUGCUGGUCAUCUGGACAUGCUAUGUAGAAUUAAAAGCCUUCAAACACGUGUUGAUCAAAUUCUCGGAAAGGGACAAAUCACAUCAGACAAAAAGAGCCGAGAAAAAAUCACAGCAGAACACGAGACAACGGAUGACCUGAGCAUGCUCGGCAGGGUUGUGAAGGUUGAGAAGCAGGUCCAGUCCAUCGAAUCCAAGCUGGACUGCCUGCUGGAUAUCUACCAACAGGUCCUCCGGAAAGGCUCUGCCUCGGCCCUCACUCUGGCAUCCUUCCAGAUCCCGCCUUUUGAAUGUGAACAGACCUCUGAUUAUCAAAGUCCUGUGGAUAGCAAAGACCUGUCUAGCUCCGCGCAAAACAGCGGCUGCUUAACAAGGUCAGCCAGUGCCAACAUCUCAAGAGGCUUGCAGUUCAUCCUAACGCCAAAUGAGUUCAGUGCUCAGACUUUCUAUGCGCUUAGCCCGACUAUGCACAGCCAAGCUACACAGGUGCCAAUGAGUCAAAACGACGGCUCCUCCGUGGUGGCCACCAAUAACAUUGCAAACCAAAUAAGCGCCGCCCCCAAGCCAGCAGCCCCAACAACUUUACAGAUCCCACCUCCUCUCUCAGCCAUCAAGCACCUGUCCAGACCAGAACCUCUGCUCUCAAACCCCACUGGCUUACAAGAGAGUAUUUCUGAUGUCACCACCUGCCUUGUUGCCUCCAAGGAAAACAUUCAGUUUGCGCAGUCAAACCUGACCAAGGACCGUUCCCUGAGGAAAAGUUUCGACAUGGGAGGGGAAACUCUGUUGUCUGUCCGCCCCAUGGUGCCCAAGGACUUGGGCAAGUCUCUGUCUGUACAAAACCUGAUCAGAUCGACAGAAGAACUGAACUUACAGUUUUCAGGCAGCGAGUCAAGUGGCUCUCGAGGCAGCCAAGAUUUUUAUCCCAAGUGGAGAGAAUCCAAAUUGUUUAUAACUGAUGAGGAGGUCGGUGCCGAGGAGACAGAAACAGAUACUUUUGAUGGCACCCCACCGCCUGUGGGGGAAGCUGCUUUCUCAUCAGACUCUCUAAGGACUGGAAGGUCACGGUCAUCUCAGAACAUUUGUAAAACAGGAGACAGUACAGAUGCCCUCAGUUUGCCUCAUGUCAAACUGAACUAAGUUCUUUGUUUCCUUUCUAAGCAUAGCUGUUCUUUUCGCCAUACAUAUCACUGCAUGAACUACUCUGGAAGCCCUUCUAAAGAGUUGAAAUCGCGCAAGAGUCAGGAAGAACACGAAAGGCCAUUUAUAAGCCCGUUAUCUUUUAAUUGCAUGAAAAUGCAUGUUUAGGGGUGGCAGAAAUUCCAAGGUACAUCGACAUUAACCCAUGCAUUUAAUAACGUACCUUGAGUCUAAAAUCCCGAGCCAACAGUCGCUGCUGAUACUAUGGGAUGUGUGAAGAUGCCGGGAUAUUAGUUCAAUUGCAAGAGUUGAUGCUGUAUUUUGAAAUUGUGAGAGUAAACACCUUCAAAUUUCAGGCAUUUCUGCUUUAUUACUAGAUACAAAGUACAUUUUCAAAAUUAGGCCAUAAUGUAUGUUUAGACACAAUGGCUAUUAACAGCUGCUAAUAACACAAGUAAAGCAGAAUUUGGAAUAUAACCGAAAUGGCUGCUUAUUUCAAGAUACCUUUGCCAACCCAUUCCUCCUAAGUCAUUUCAUCAAUGUAAUUUGAAUGUUAAUCUGUGUGCUUCUGGUGACUUAGCGCUGUGGCAAGCAAUUUUGCACAUUGUUUUCGUGUUGUCUUUUAUGCUGAGAAUGUUUUCCAAUUAGAAUAUGGCCAGAUAAUAUUAUUGAGGGCCAGUGGGGGAGGAGACCCCUCUUCCUUUGGCAUCUUCCACUUCAUGACAACAUGGUCUCCAAUGGAGGAGUCAGCUCUGUAAAUGGUCAACCUCUUUACAAGCAUAUGAAAUACUAGUGGAUUUAACAGCCUGUGCAACUGGGAUGGUCUCUCUGUGAAGAUACAACCACAGGUUUGCCCAUCUUGUCCGCUCAAAUGGCCAGGGUGACUAGCAAUUCCCAUUUAGCGGACAUACAGGUAUAGGGCCUGGGGAAGGGACUACCUACUUGAGGUUGGGGGAAAACAACUUGGAAAGACUCCACAGUUAUCACAAGUGGGUGACAUUAAAGGAAGUGCCUCCCCACCCCAGAUGGGCAAGGACUGGAGAGGAGGCCAAAUCAAAUAACUAGGUUUUCUCUUAGAAAAGUAAAUAUUGCUAGGAAAUCCAACUACCUAAACAUCCCUUAUUCUUGUAUAACAGAGACUUUUGCAAGCCAUUUAUUUUUAAUAUGCCCUGAGUGUCUUUUGCUAUUACGUAGCACAUUUUGCAUAUGAAAGGCUAAAAUGAAACUUCCUUUACUUUUAUACUGUAGUGGACAUUUUUCUAUUCUUCCCAACAAUAUUAUCCCAAACGUGAAACUGUCGGCUCAGUUUCCAGGUUAUGAACAUUUAUAACUGCAAACCAGAUAGCACUGGAUGGGCCUGCAGAUCAAAACUCCUCCGUCAUAUAUUAUGAUGGAAAAGAAACAAAUUUAAAAAAAAAUAUUUAUUAAAAAUGUUAUUUCCCAAAAGGCAAGCAAUACUGGCUGCUUGUUAGAA
Messenger RNA from Arvicanthis niloticus (Nile rat), 4448 nucleotides. It is a transcript of the gene Kcnq5, whose product is annotated as potassium voltage-gated channel subfamily Q member 5. NCBI's taxonomy places the organism in Eukaryota, Metazoa, Chordata, Mammalia, Rodentia, Muridae. The record is from RefSeq and is a predicted model, not a curated record. Gene Ontology annotation, cellular component: membrane; voltage-gated potassium channel complex. Gene Ontology annotation, biological process: potassium ion transmembrane transport. Gene Ontology annotation, molecular function: voltage-gated potassium channel activity.